CAAAAAGUAACAAAGGUGGAAAACCCAAAACUAGAAUUAAAUCAGCCAUAUUUAAUUAAUUACAAUUGUAUGGUUUUUAGUAUUGAUGAAAAUGGAAAAGAAUUGACAGUUCGAAAAUUUCCUGAACCUCAGAAAAAUAACGAGAGAAGGUGCGAAUUAGAAUUUCAUGACAAUGAAUGUCAUAUCAAACUUGUUAGAGAUGGAGGAAUAGAAUAUUUUCAUUAUAUUGAUGAUAAAUGA
Molecule: messenger RNA, 240 nt
Organism: Dentiscutata heterogama
Lineage: Eukaryota; Fungi; Glomeromycota; Glomeromycetes; Diversisporales; Gigasporaceae
Source: the annotation of a GenBank genome assembly